CGUGGGGUGAGUGAGGGAGUUCUCUCUCUCUCUCUCAGAAGUCGGAAUCUUGCGGAUAACAUCUGUAAUUCCGCUCUCUUUGUGCUCAAACAGCUGCUGCGGUGCGUUUUCACUUCAAAGCGGAGGAAAGGAAACAAUGCGGGAUUCACUGUGUGUGUGUAAUUCCCAGCAGAGAGACUGAAGAGGAGAGGAGAGAGGAGGAGGAGGAGAAGAGGAGAAGAGAACGGAACGGGGGAAUGGUGGAGUUUCUGAAAGUCAGGGUUCCACUUUCAGCCACGGAAAUCUGCCAGUUACUGAGGCCAUGAAGCUGAAUCCAAAACAGGCUCCGUUAUACGGUGAGUGUGUGCUGACGGUGCAGCUCAGUGAGGAGGAGUGUGUGGAGGAUGAUGAGGACGUGGAGUUUUACCUGCUGUUCUCCGGCAGCACGCAGAGACACCUGAGCACCACGCUGAGGCUCAGUCAUGUGACCCUGCAGGCUGUGUGUCCAGCUCACGAUCGUGAUGAGACGGUUCAGGUCACACUGUGUCAGGCGCGACCCGGUGGUUCUGUUGACCCGGUGGCAGAGGAACGGUUCCAGUUUGUCCACGAUCUGGCUCUGGAAAUGGCUCACUUCCUGAUUAGCGCCACGGCUCACGGGGGCGGCCUGGAGGAGGCGCUGCUGCUCACAGACUCCCACAGCCCUGUAGAGGAGUGCGAGAGGCUGGAUGAGACGCUGACGCUCGCACUGAAGCACCUCCCACUACCGCCUGGGUGGAGCGUACUGGGCCCCGACUUCAACACACACAGUCCCACAGAUUUCAGUCCCCAUGAGACGUUGCUGCACUUUGCAGCUCGUCGAGGUCUCCGGAGAGUCGCUCUGUUCCUCCUGCAGCAGCCUGGGGGACGAGACGCCCUGCGGCUGGCCAACAGACACGGACACACACCUGCCCGAGUGGCGCAGAGCAGAGGGCACACACAGCUACAGCACCUUCUCUCAGAGCUUGAGAAAUCACCGUGCCUUGAAACAAAAGCAUCUAGACGGUGUUACCCAGCAGGCCGAGCGUUUGUGCACCACCCGAGGCUGAACACCUUCACGCUGACGGUGGAGAACGAGGCAGAUGGAGAAGCUCCAGACCUGAGGCGAGACGUUGAGGAGCUCCGCCGCUACACUCACGCUCACAACAAGGGAGGAUCUUGGAAGCAGUGGCAGUCCUUUCCGCUGAUCCUGAGCUGGGAUUUCGUUGGUGAUUUGCACACGGAUGUGGUGAGUCCCUCUGAAGAGCCCUCCCUCCAAAAACCGUCGGCUUGCGAGCAUCAGGAAGUCAACACCGAGGACGAAAACGGCGAGCGUGCUGAGUUUCCGAAUGGCAGUCCCCGAUCAGAAGGAGGUGGAACGCCGGAGUCCGGUGGAGGCUCGGAUUCUGGGAAACGGACUUUGGGAUUAGAGGGAGUGUGUGUGGUGAAGCAGGAGGACUGUGCAGCUGUCAGCAGCGUUUCCUGUCGAGAGCAGCAGCAGGAGGAAGUAGAUAGUGAGCCGAGUGUAAUCAGGGAGGCGCCUCAUAUCGACACUGUAUCCGAGACAAAGACGCACAAUAAAAACCAAUCUGGCAACACGCAGGAGGGAAUAAUGGGUCAAACACAGGGACUCCUCCCCGAGAAAGAAGAAAAGAGCAAGGCGAAAGGGGAAUUACCAGAGGAAAGGGAAGGAGAGCGUAAGUCCGGGCAGGAAGCUGGUUCGCAGAGUCGGAGCUCACAGCUGCUUGAUGGACAAAUGGACAGCGAGAAACGCUCGGGCUUUUACUUAAAAUUAAACGUUAAUGCUUCUGAAAAAGGGAAGGAGAUCCAGAGCCAGGAAACAGGAAACUGCAACGAACGGAUACACGAGUCCACGUACUGCACAAAACGGGAUCAAGACCUCAAUGAAGAUUUGGAUUCGCUAAGUUUCAGACCCAACAUGGUUCCUGGACCAGUCCACAACGUACGCCUCGAACCGUCUCCAGUUGUCGAACAGUUGCUUGAUGCAGCCGCAGGUGACCAAAUCCACACUCCACCAGAAACCACGUCUGAUUUCUCAGAACAGAUGAGUCCAGAUUUCGUAAAAGAACCUCAUGAUGAUGUCACCGAUGACCCAGGACGACCUGAUGGAUUAGUGCUUGACGUUUCUCUCAUGACUGAGCAAGGUGCUGGAGAAAUCCGAGUUGAUCAGACAUUACUUCCUGAGACAGAAGAAAGUUCCUCACCUGGAUCAAAACUCAAUGUCCAACCUGAAAUGCCUCCAGAAAUAUCAGAAGAAACUUCUCACCUCCAGGAAGUAUUUGAGGAAUCAUCUCAGGAGUGCAUUGAGCCACAAUCUGACACCAAAGAUGCUUGGAUCAUGGGUACCAUGGACCAGAACCAAGAUCCAGUAAGAUCACAAAGUCCAACCCUGGUUUUGGGCCAAAUUUCAGUAUUUCCUUCAGGAUUAAUGGUGUUUGAUUCCAACGUGGAAGAAACAAGUAGUGAUUUAGAGUCAAAGUUUGCAAAGGAACCACUAUUAUUUCAAACACCACCAGAGUCACCCUGUGAGUAUCUUUCAGUAGAUGGUUUUAUCAGAAGAAGUGAUUCCAUUGAAGCAUCAUGUUCAGCUUCUCUGGAACAUGGCCAUCCUGCAGGUUCACAAGAGACCGUGGAGGAUGGAGAGAGGGUGGAAGCAGAGCUGCUUGAGGAGUGUGAAAGCUCUACACCUCUGACAAUACUGUGUCAUUCCUUUUCCAAUCUGACCAUCAGGGGAAAUCCCCUUAAUCCUCAGCUUGACAGCACAACUUCAGAGAACAUCGAGAGAACAGGAACAAGUGCACUCACUGGAGAUUCAGAAACCUCCAAUACCCAUACUUCAGAGAUGGAGGAGACCAAGGAGGAGGUUAUUAAGUUCGAACCAAAGCUUAUUGAGAAGUGUGAGAAACCAGAAACAUCACACAUGGUGAGUAAUGCAACGGCAACACCACUGUGCAAGUCUGUAUCUAAGGAGAACCUUGGAGGAACAGAAGCAAUUACAUAUUCUCUAGGUUCUGAAGCAACAAGUGAUGAACCUGCAGAAUCUAAGUAUGUUCAGGAGGAGUGGAUGAAAAUGCCUACAUGGCUUGGUGAAAACCCAGACGUUUCAUCACUGCCAUGUAAAACAUUACUUCCAUUUACUUCUGUCUCUAAGAACAUCACUGACCCACAUUCUGAGGUCUUGACCUUUGAGGAGGGUAACAACAAAACAUCUGAAGAUCCUCGGCCUGAGAUUAUGCCGUCUUCAGAGGUAAUUGUCGAAACAUCUCUUGACCCACUUCCUGAAAUUAAAAUAUCUGAGGGAAACAUUCAAAACCAACAAUUUCAGGUCAUUAUAUCCGAGGAGAGCAUUAGUGGAAUGUCUCUUGACCUUCAGCAUGAUCUGAUCACUUCCUCUGCGGAGACAAUGGUAGAAACAUCUCUUGGUCCACAUCAUGAUCUCACCAAAUCGUCUGAGGAGACAAUUGUAGAAACAUCUCCUGAGAUAUCUCUUCCUGAGGUUAAAAGCUCUGAGGAAAACAUUCAAGACCAACAAUUUAAGCUCAUCAUCUCGGAAGAGUGCAUUAGUGGAACAUCUCUUGAUCUGAUCACUUCCUCUGAGGAGACAAUUGUAGAAAUGUGUCUUGACCCACUUUCUGAGGUUAAAAUCUCUGACAAAAGCAUUCAAGACGAACAACUCAACAUCCUUAUCUCAGAGGAGAGCAUUACAGGAACAUCUCUGAGCCCCAAUCAUGAUGUCACAUCCUCUUUGGAGACAGUUGAAGAACCCUCUCUUGAUCCUCCUCUUGAGGUUAACAGCUCUGAAGAAAGCGUCCAAGUCCAACAACUUGAGAAGAGCACACAUGAACCUCAUAACCUGCAAGACGAGGUCAUGACCUUUGAAAAGAGCAUUAGUGAAACUCUUGACUUCUUCACACCUUCUGAGGAGACAAUCAGUGAAACCUCUUUUGGCCCACUUCCUGAGGUUAACAGUUCUGAGGAAAAUGUUCUACACCAACAACUUGAAGUCAUGAUCUCUGAGGAGAACAUAAGAGGAACAUCUCUUAGCUCGAGUCAUGAUCUUCCCAUGUCCUUUGAGGAAACAAUCAGAAUAAUGUCUCUCAGCCCCUGUCCUGAGGAAAACAGCUCUGAGGAAAAUGUUCUAGACCAACAACCUGAGGCCACAACCUGUGAGCAAAGCCCAAAUGGAACAUCUCAAGACCACAGACUUGAAGUCACAAUGUCUGAGAAGAGCAUUCAAGGCCUGCAUCAUGAGGUGGUGAUUGGAGAAACUGCUCUUCACCAGCAACUUGAGAUCGCAACCCUUGAGGAGAGCAUCAGAGAAACAUUUCAUCACACCCAGCUUGAGGAGACAACCUGUCCUGAGGUUUUCCUCACACCUCUGGAACCUCCACUUGAGGUCAUGAGCUCAAAGAUGGAUGUUGGUCUUCUUGAAGCUCCAGUUCAGAGUGAGAUUGUAAUUCUGGACAGUCGAGUUUGUGGUAGCGAUUCAGGUUUGGCUUUGGAGAACAUUUCCAUCGCUGACUCACUCGAGAUCUCUGAGCAACCAGUAGAUCUGAGCUCCAUCAUGAAUCAGGAGAGUGAUUCUGGCUUGGAUAUGGAUGCUCGCUCCUCUGUGGAAGUGGAUGGUGGUUUGACCUAUGACUUGAAACCUUUGGACGAUGUUGGCGUUUGUGAAAGUGGGACUCUGGAGGAGGAGAAGAAUCACCACACAGAGGAGAAAUGUGGAGAGGAACCAGGGGUGGAACAAGUAGCAGGGGACGGCGGCUGUUCUGGGGUCGAGGUCAUACGCACGGAUCAGUGCAGUCAGGUCCACAGGGGGGAGGAGGAGGAGGUGUUAUACUCUCUGGAUUCUGAAGCUCUGAAGCCGGAGUGCAGUAAAGAGAACACGGACACAGAUGUCCCGGUUGCGAGUGUGUGUCGGUCCGUAUCUGCGACCUCGCUGCCCGGGUCCGAGUUGGUCAGUGAUGGAGACUCGCUGUUGGGCCCAGACACCACGGAUGACACCACCUUCAAACAGAGUGAGGACACGCUCACCCUCACCAGUGGAAUUUCCGUGACUGGAUCCUUUUCUACAGAUGACUCGUCCAACACACACACUGCAGGAGAAACUGAGGAAGAGGAGAAGAAAGAUCGACUGAUGGAGGUUCUAGAGCGUUGUGCUCUUCUUCGCUCUACCAGCCGUUCUCAAUCUCCAUCCCGGCGACACAGCUGGGGUCCGAGCAAGAACCACACAGGAGAGACGGACAUGGGCCAACGCAGUGUGGUGAAGGCUAGUGAAGGAGAAAAGCCAGCGGGUCACAGGAGAAGUAUGAGCUGGUGUCCAUCACACGUUCCUCAUCCUGAGAUGGAGGAGAUGAGCUCCAGAAGUUACAGUCUGGAAGGUUUGGCUGAUGAGGAUGAGGUGAAGGACCCAGUUGUACGACACGUCACACACUCGUCCACGACGGAGAGAGAGGAGAGAGGAUCACUCGCUUCUCUCACUGAGGAGGAGAACGAGAACAACGUGGGGGAUAACAGCAGCUUAGACAGCCAGAGAUCAGUUCAGGAUGUCGGAUAUGGUUUCGUUCCUUCUCACACACUCACCAAAUCUGUGUCCAUGUCAGCGAUCAGCCCGAGAGACCUGGAUGAUUUGACGAGUUUAUCGAGCUCAGCAGCAGUGUCGCUGGAGUACAGUAUAUCUGAGGAAGACCCCGCCCCUUUGAGGAGUGACACUGAGGUCAGAGCAACAAAAGUGAGCCGCACCUUCAGCUACCUCAAGAGCAAGAUGAGCAAGAAGAGCAAGGAAAAAGACCGUGACAAGAGUAAAGAUGGUAAAGAGAAAGAAAAGAAGAGCUUUAAUGGUCAUCUGUUUAGCUCCACCCUAACCCCAUCCCCCAGCCCCUGUCUGCAAUGCAACCGACCAAUCAGCAUGAAGGAUGCUCUCACCUGCACAAACUGCAAUGUUUACGUCCAUAAAGGCUGCAGAGACGGGCUGCCCAUGUGCGCUAAAGCCAAGAUGAAGCAACAGACGGUCACUGACUCUGCUCCUCCACCCGGAGCGCUCUCACGAGGAAAAUCCGCAUCAGCGCGAGAGCGUCCCUGGUCCACUUUUUUGCUUCCUGAAGACCAGGGGUCUCUUCCUGCCCCGCCUCCUCCCCGGAAAAACCCCACCAUCAUGCCGUUUAACAGCGGCUCUCUGUCCAAAAGCAUCUCCAUCAGCAACAUCGCAGGGCAGUCGGAUGAUGCUCCUCUGAAAGCGCUGAAGAUUCUCUCUCAGUCCACGGACUCGCUCAAUAAGAUGGGGAAAGUGAACGAGUCCACCGAGUCGCUCACGGAUGAAGGGGCGGAGCUGAUGGAUGGUCACCUGAUGGUCGAGUUCGAGGCGGAUGUGAAGGAGCUGGAAGCCGAUUCCUGGAGCUUCACCGUGGACAAGAAAUAUCUGAAACAGCUGAAAAAAGACGUCAUCAAGAGGCAGGACGUCAUCUACGAGUUGAUCCAGACGGAGAUGCACCACAUGCGGACUCUGCGCAUCAUGGCUGACGUGUACAGUAAAGGUUUGCAGAAGGAGGUGCAGGUGGAGGUGCAGACGUUGGAGAAGAUGUUCCCUGUGCUGGAGGAGCUGCUGGAGCUGCACACACACUUCCUCUCACACCUGCUGGAGAGACGGAGGGAGGCGCGUGAGGAACAGCGGGGGAACGACGGAGGGUUCGUCAUCCGCAGGAUCGGAGACGUGCUGCUGGACCAGGUGACGGGCUCCAACGCUGAGAAGAUUAAGAAAGUUUAUGGGAAAUUCUGCAGCCGCCACAACGAGGCUGUGAACGUCUACAAAGAGCUACACACACGGGACAAACGCUUUCAGGCCUUCAUCAAGAAAAAGAUGAGCAGUGCUGUGGUGAGGAGGUUGAGUAUUCCUGAGUGUAUUCUCUUAGUCACACAGCGCAUCACUAAAUACCCCGUCCUGCUGCAGAGACUCCUACAGCACACCCGAGAGCCGGAGGAGGAGCAGACGGAUGUAGCCGAGGCUCUGCGGCAGGUGAAGGAGGUGCUGACGGGUGUGGACUCUAAAGUAAACGAGUACGAGAAGAGGCGGAGGCUGAAGGAGGUGUACAGCCGCACAGACAGCAAGUCCAUCAUGAGGAUGAAAAGCGGGCAGAUGUUCGCCCGAGAGGAUUUGAUCAGGGGACGGAAACUUUUGCACGACGGCCCGUUGCAGAUUAAAAAUGCAACCGGGAGACUGAAAGAUGUGCAUGCUUUGCUGCUGUCUGAUGUAUUUGUGUUCCUGCAAGAAAAAGACCAGAAAUACAUUUUUGCCUCAUUGGAUCAGCGCAGCACAGUGAUCUCGCUGCAGAAUCUGAUCGUGAGGGAGGUGGCGAAUGAGGAGCGCGGGCUGUUCUUCAUCACGGCGGGAAUCGAGAAGCCCGAGAUGGUGGAGGUUCAUGCCAGCUCCAAAGAUGAGAGGAACACAUGGAUGCAGCUCAUCCAGAAUGCCACCACUUCCAUAGAUAAGGACGAUGAUGAAGGAAUCCCAAGUGAAAACGAGGAAGACAAGAGACUGCAAGAGAGCAAAGCUAAAGAGAUGAGAGAUCAACUGCAAAAGAAGGACGAGCAGAUUGUGACGCUGUUGGAAGAAAAAGUGCGUCUGUUCCGUGAGUUGUGUGACUGCGCGAAUCAGGACGACGCCUCUCUCCGUAACAGGAUGUUGUUCAGGGCAGCGAGUGAUGUCACAAAAGGAGAGCCAAUCAUCAAAGAUGCUCUGAAGGAAGUUGAGACAUUACAGGAGCUGGUGAACAGCAGUGUGGUGGGACAGCAGGUGUGUGUGGGACAGGAGGACUCGAGUGUGUGCGCAGGGUCUGUGAGUUUACCGCGCAGAGCCGAGACUUUCGGCGGUUUUGACUGCCACCAGAUGAACAUCUCAAAGAAUGGCGACCGUGAGGAAGCAGACGAUCUGCGGAGAACUGAGUCAGACAGUGUUCUGAAGAAGGGGGGCACUGCAAAUCUGCUGCUCUUACACAAGAGGAACAGUGAGCAGGUUCUCCAGAGCGUCACUCGUCUUCAUGACCUGCUGAACACCUUACAGGCUGUAGUGGUCCAGCAGGACACUUUCAUCGAGGAGCAGCGUCAGGCCCUGAGCUCGCCAUCCCUCCGUCACCCCUCCAUCUCGUCCUCAUCCUCCAUCUCGUCCUUGUCGUCGUGUUCGUCUCGGCCGAGCUCUCUGAUGGAGCAGGAGAAGCAGCGUCAGGAGGAGAAGGUCCGGGAGGAGGAGAGGAGGAGGAGAGAGGAGGAAGACAGGAAGAGGAGAGAGGAAGAGGAGGAGCAGAGGAAACGGGAGGAGGAGCUGGUGCUGAGGGAGGAGAGACUCAUCGCCAUGGAGGAGGAGACGCAGAGGAGACACGAGGUGCUGCAGAAGGAGCAGCAGGAGCUCAGCAGCAGGAAGGAGGAGUACCAGAGAGAACUACUGAGGCUCCGGGACGACCAGAGGAGGCUGGAGAGAGAGAGAGAGCAGCUCCAUGUGCAGCAACACAAUACGGAGGACUCGGUGGAACAGAGACCGCGCACCUCCUCCUCUGCCUCAGAAGACUCUCUGAAGUUCCUGAGCUCCACCGAGUUGCCUGAAGGUGUUGAGGUUUUCUCUCGCGCAGACUCCAAACGCAAAGCCAAGAACCUGAACCCGUUUUCCUCUGCCUCGGUACACAAGGGCGGCGCCACAGAGCCACACGGCCAAAUCCCCACCCGCCUGCUGCAGCUCACUAAACCCAGAGACAAGAAGGAGAAGAAAAAGAAGAAAGGAAAAGGAGGCCAGCAGAGCCAGGCGACAGAAACCCCCGGUGCAGCGGCGCCUGAUCCCUCAGCGGAUAAAGACGUCUUUUUCUGCUGAUGUCACUCUCCGUUUUUUCCCUCCGCCUUCCCACAGUGCCGUGCAGCACCGAGGCUGACAGGUCCGGCUUUUCCACACUGGGGAAAGUUCUCCACUCUUUCCUUCCUUUCACACACACACACACACACACACACACACACACACACACACAUGUACGUGUACUCCUGCACCUGGGAAUUUGGGUGUGUGGGUUCUGGUUCCAGUUCGAGCAUCAGCUCAGCGUUCAUCACACCACUGUAGGCACUUUUUUAAUUUUUCUUCUUUGUUUUUAUUUAAAAACAUUUUCAAAAGGAGAAAAGACUUUUUGAUUUUUCCGACAGCAGGAGACGCCAAGCUGCUGCAUUUUUCCAAAAGAUUUCUGGGAGAAAAAAAAGGGGUUGUUAAUUUUUUUUUUUUUCCCCCUGAAGGAUAUUCAACUAACAAAACUAAUAACAUUGUGCAGUGUGAGAAUUUCACCACGAUGUAACAGAGGAAGUGAGAAUUUCUAGAAAUUUCCAUCCACAUUCUGUCACUUUUUUUUUUUAAAGAACCAGUCAGUGGCCUCACUUUGUUCUUGUCAUUAUUUUUAUGAUCAUUAUUCUGUUGUCUUGAUUUUCUCAAAGAUAAAUCAUUCUGUUGACGUAACAUUCUCAGAAAGUCAGUCGUAUUGGAUACGAAUUGGUCGAAAGACAUGAAAAAGUGACUUUUUAAAUAAAAAAAUUAAAUUAUCAUCUGACAAUCAUAAACCGCCUGAUCUUUAAAAGGUUUUGGCUGUGCUAGCUAGCGCUGUGCUGUGUGAAAGAGCUUGAUGUGCGGUGUGGUCUGUAGAAAAUAGUGAUAAAAUCUCUUAUCUAUCACGUUUAAAAAAUUAGGCCACACCCACAAGUGACAAUCCGUUACCAAGCAGCAUUAUGAAUGAUUAUACGCUUGGUUACAGCUCAAAAAAUAAAAUAAAAAUAAAUAAAUGAAUAAAUAGAAAAUAAACGCUUCUCUGGAGAUCUGUGAAAUUAAAUGGAUUAAAUUUUUUGCAAUUUUUUUAAAACAGUGAUUUUUAUUAUGACUUUAAUCUCAAGACAUGCACGGAGAGUAAAAUUCUAUUGAGCUUUUACUUUUAAUAAAUUUUUUAAAAUAUGCAUAAAGAUUUACAGUGUAAUCAGGUGCCUUUACAGAUGUUAUUUUAUUUCUAUUUUAUUUUCAUGUAAUUUAACUCUCCUUUUUCCCCCUCAGCCAUGACUGAACAGCAGAAACGCUACACUGAAGAGACGUAACGUUUUAAUUGCCGUCGCGUCCGUUGUCAGUCCUCUGUGGAAAUUUUUUUCUUCUUUUAUUUUUUUUAAAUUUUGCACUUUAUAUGAAGCCUGAAAGAGCCGGCUUUAAUCCGAGACGAUCAGUUUGAUUAUUUUUGUACCAUAUGAAUGUUGUGGAACUAAACAGAAAGCUAGAGGUGGUUUUGCGUGAACCAAAAAUGGAGCGAGUUUGUAAAUGGAAGGAUGAAUAUUUAAUAAGUGUAAUAUCGGAGCUGGGAGGCGAGCUGAUCCGGCGUCACCACUGAUAAAGGUUUAUUCGUGUCGUGAUGCGGAAUAUUCUGAGGAGGGGAGGGGAGGGGAUGUGAUGGAGUCCUCGCCUGCAGGACAGGCACUUCUGUUAUUAAUUUUGUACAAAUAAGAAGCAGCAGAGUUUUACAGUAAAACUGAGGAGAGUUGAUAUUGUAUUCUUAUCACGGAGAAAAAAUCGUGCUUUUUUUUUUUAUCCAUGACAUCACAAAAUUGCAAACCAAAUUAAUCCAAAAUGCGGAAGCUUUUCAAACCACUGUCUUUAUUCAGCUUUUCCAGAGUUCCCUUUAUAGGCAGCCUACUUUUGAGUAGAACACACUGAGGGUGGUGGGGGUAUUUUGAUGGUACGCGUCCACUUGCAAAUUUUUGUUUUGUUUCCUUUUCAGUUUUGAUAUUUCACUUUUAUUUCCUUUAUUUACUAGUUUCUAGGGAUGUUGUAAUAUAUCAGUAUAUUGAUGUACACAUUAUUUUAUCGAUAUGUUUCUGAGGCAUUGAUGUAUUAAAAUUAGUUGAAAUUUA
Neoarius graeffei (lesser salmon catfish) is the source of this 10920-nucleotide messenger RNA. RefSeq names its product A-kinase anchoring protein 13 (gene akap13b). The record is from RefSeq and is a predicted model, not a curated record. NCBI's taxonomy places the organism in Eukaryota, Metazoa, Chordata, Actinopteri, Siluriformes, Ariidae. Gene Ontology annotation, biological process: regulation of Rho protein signal transduction. The transcript is spliced from 38 exons. Gene Ontology annotation, molecular function: guanyl-nucleotide exchange factor activity. Bases 302 to 8869 code for a protein of 2855 amino acids.